UAUUUUAUUUAAAUAUACAAUUGUAUUAUUUUAAGAUGUAUUAAAUAUAUAUAUAUUUUAUGGUAACUUGCCCUCAAGAUAUAUGUAUAUGGGUGAAAUUGAAGACGCUUCAUUUAAGUGAGGUUACUGGUGUUUUGGAUGUUUAAUUCAGCACCGGUAUUGCAUGACAGUUGUUGGAAUAACAAGUGGUUUAUUUUUAAAACCACAUCUUUUAAAAUUUAGGUUCAGAUAGUUACAGUAAAAGUUGUAAUAGUUUAAAAGAAAGCCAGCAGAAAUCGAAGCAAACAUGUCCGGAGAAGUGCGUUUGAGGCAGUUGGAGCAGUUUAUUUUGGAUGGGCCGGCUCAGACCAAUGGGCAGUGCUUCAGUGUGGAGACCUUACUGGAUAUACUCAUCUGUCUUUAUGAUGAAUGCAAUAAUUCUCCAUUGAGAAGAGAGAAGAACAUUCUUGAAUACCUAGAAUGGGCUAAACCAUUUACUUCUAAAGUGAAACAAAUGCGAUUACAUAGAGAAGACUUUGAAAUAUUAAAGGUGAUUGGUCGAGGAGCUUUUGGGGAGGUUGCUGUAGUAAAACUAAAAAAUGCAGAUAAGGUAUUUGCCAUGAAAAUUUUGAAUAAAUGGGAAAUGCUGAAAAGAGCUGAGACAGCAUGUUUUCGUGAAGAAAGAGAUGUGUUGGUGAAUGGAGACAGUAAGUGGAUUACAACUUUGCACUAUGCUUUCCAGGAUGACAAUAACUUAUACCUGGUUAUGGAUUAUUAUGUUGGUGGGGAUUUGCUUACUCUGCUCAGCAAAUUUGAAGAUAGAUUGCCUGAAGAUAUGGCUCGAUUUUACUUGGCUGAGAUGGUGAUAGCAAUCGACUCAGUUCAUCAACUACAUUAUGUACACAGAGACAUUAAACCUGACAAUAUAUUGAUGGAUAUGAAUGGACAUAUUCGGUUAGCAGAUUUUGGAUCUUGUCUGAAGCUGAUGGAAGAUGGAACGGAGAGGUUUCAGUUUCCAGCCCAAGUGACUGAUGUUUCUGAAAACGCUAAGGAUCUUAUUCGAAGACUCAUUUGUAGCAGAGAACAUCGACUUGGUCAAAAUGGAAUAGAAGACUUCAAGAAACACCCAUUUUUUAGUGGCAUUGAUUGGGAUAAUAUUAGAAACUGUGAAGCACCUUAUAUUCCAGAAGUUAGUAGCCCAACAGAUACAUCAAAUUUUGAUGUGGAUGAUGAUUGUUUAAAAAAUUCUGAAACAAUGCCCCCACCAACACAUACUGCAUUUUCUGGCCACCAUCUGCCAUUUGUUGGUUUUACAUAUACUAGUAGCUGUGUUCUUUCUGAUCGGAGCUGUUUAAGAGUUACAGCUGGUCUCACCUCAGUAGAUCUUGAUGUUAGUGUUCAGAGGACUCUAGAUAACAACUUAGCAACUGAAGCUUAUGAAAGAAGAAUUAAGCGCCUUGAACAAGAGAAACUUGAACUUAGUAGAAAGCUUCAAGAAUCAACACAGACUGUCCAAGCUCUACAGCAUUCAACUGUUGAUGGUCCACUCACAGCAAGCAAAGAUUUAGAAAUAAAGAACUUAAACGAAGAAAUUGAAAAACUAAGGAAGCAAGUAGCGGAAUCAAGUCAUUUGGAACAGCAACUUGAAGAAGCCAAUUCUGUGAGACGAGAACUAGAGGAUGCUAUUAGACAAACCAAGGCUUAUGAAAAACAAAUCAAAACUUUACAACAAGAAAGAGAAGAACUAAAUAAGGAACUAGUCCAGGCUAGUGAGCGAUUAAAAAACCAAUCCAAAGAGCUGAAAGACGCACACUGUCAGAGGAAACUGGCCAUGCAGGAAUUCAUGGAGAUCAAUGAGCGACUAACAGAAUUGCACACCCAAAAACAGAAACUUGCUCGCCAUGUCCGAGAUAAGGAAGAAGAGGUGGACCUGGUGAUGCAAAAAGUUGAAAGCUUAAGGCAAGAACUGCGCAGAACAGAAAGAGCCAAAAAAGAGUUGGAAGUUCAUACUGAAGCUCUAGUUGCUGAGUCAUCUAAAGACAGGAAACUACGUGAGCAGAGCGAGUAUUAUUCUAAGCAACUGGAAAAUGAAUUGGAAGGACUGAAGCAAAAACAAAUUAGUUAUUCACCAGGCAUAUGCAGCAUAGAACACCAGCAAGAGAUAACCAAACUGAAGACUGAUUUGGAAAAGAAAAGUAUCUUUUAUGAAGAAGAAUUAUCUAAAAGAGAGGGAAUACAUGCAAAUGAGAUUAAAAAUCUGAAGAAAGAACUGCAUGAUUCAGAAGGCCAGCAGCUGGCUCUCAACAAAGAAAUUAUGGUUUUAAAAGACAAAUUGGAAAAAACGAGGAGAGAAAGUCAAAGUGAAAGGGAAGAAUUUGAAAAUGAGUUCAAACAACAAUAUGAGCGAGAAAAAGUGUUAUUAACUGAAGAAAAUAAGAAGUUGACAAGUGAACUUGAUAAGCUUACCACUUUGUAUGAAAACUUAAGUAUGCACAACCAGCAGUUAGAAGAAGAGAUAAAAGAUCUAGCUGAUAAGAAAGAAUCUGUUGCACAUUGGGAAGCCCAAAUCACAGAAAUAAUUCAGUGGGUCAGUGAUGAAAAGGAUGCACGAGGAUAUCUUCAGGCCUUAGCUUCUAAAAUGACUGAAGAAUUGGAAGCACUGAGAAAUUCCAGCUUGGGUACACGAGCAACAGAUAUGCCAUGGAAAAUGCGUCGUUUUGCAAAACUGGACAUGUCAGCUAGACUAGAGUUGCAAUCGGCUCUGGAUGCAGAAAUAAGAGCCAAACAGGCCAUCCAAGAAGAGCUGAAUAAAGUUAAAGCAUCUAACAUCAUAACGGAAUGUAAACUAAAAGAUUCUGAGAAGAAGAAUUUGGAACUACUAACAGAAAUUGAACAGCUGCUAAAGGAUACCGAAGAGCUGAGAUCUGAAAAGGGUAUAGAGCACCAAGACUCACAGCAUUCUUUCUUGGCAUUUUUGAAUACGCCUACCGAUGCUCUGGAUCAAUUUGAAGAUUCCUUUUCUUCUUCCUCAUCCUCACUGAUUGAUUUUUUGGAUGACCGCUCUCCAUCCUGUACUCCAGCUAACAAAGGCAGACGUACUGAUCCUGUUGGGAACACUUAUGUAUGGAACCCGAGCAUCAAGUUUUACAACCAGUCAAGGUCCACAUCUCCUUCCACUUCUAGUGAAGCUGAGCCAGUUAAGAUUGCAGACUCAGCUCCACUUCCAGGGCACACACCGACCUUAAGGAAAAAGGGAUGCCCGGGUUCAACUGGCCUUCCAACUAAGCGCAAGACUCAUCAGUUUUUUGUAAAAUCUUUCACUUCUCCCACCAAAUGUCAUCAGUGUACCUCUCUGAUGGUGGGUUUAAUCAGACAAGGCUGUUCAUGUGAAGUGUGUGGAUUCUCAUGCCAUAUAACUUGUGUAAACAAAGCUCCAACUGCAUGUCCAGUUCCUCCUGAGCAGACAAAAGGUCCCCUGGGUAUAGACCCACAGAAAGGAAUAGGAACGGCGUAUGAAGGUCAUGUUAGAAUCCCUAAGCCAGCUGGAGUAAAGAAAGGAUGGCAGAGGGCCCUGGCUGUGGUUUGUGACUUCAAACUCUUUCUGUAUGAUAUCACUGAAGGAAAAGCAUCUCAGCCCAGUGUUGUCAUUAGUCAAGUUAUUGACAUGAGAGAUGAAGAAUUUUCUGUGAGUUCUGUCUUGGCUUCUGAUGUUAUUCAUGCAAGUCGUAAAGAUAUACCUUGUAUAUUUAGAGUCACAGCUUCACAACUCUCAGCGCCUAAUAACAAAUGUUCAAUCCUGAUGCUGGCCGACAGUGAGAAUGAGAAGAGUAAGUGGGUAGGAGUGCUCAGUGAAUUGCACAAGAUCUUGAAGAAAAACAAAUUCAGAGACCGCUCAGUCUAUGUUCCCAAAGAGGCUUAUGACAGCGCUCUGCCUCUUAUUAAAACAACCCAGGCUGCUGCAAUCAUAGAUCAUGAAAGGAUAGCUUUGGGAAAUGAAGAAGGAUUAUUUGUUGUGCAUGUCACCAAAGAUGAAAUUAUUAGAGUUGGUGACAAUAAGAAGAUUCAUCAGAUUGAACUCAUUCCAAGUGAUCAGCUUGUUGCAGUGAUCUCAGGACGAAAUCGUCAUGUACGACUUUUUCCUAUGUCAGCUUUGGACGGGCGAGAGACAGAUUUUUACAAGUUGGCAGAAACUAAAGGGUGUCAAACUAUAACUUCUGGAAAAGUACGCCAUGGAGCUCUAACAUGCCUGUGUGUGGCAAUGAAAAGGCAGGUCCUCUGUUAUGAACUAUUUCAGAGCAAGACCCGUCACAGAAAAUUUAAGGAAAUUCAAGUCCCAUAUAAUGUCCAGUGGAUGGCAGUCUUCAGUGAACAACUCUGUGUGGGAUUUCAGUCAGGAUUUCUAAGAUACCCCUUGAAUGGAGAAGGAAGUCCAUGCAGUAUGCUCCAUUCAAAUGAUCACACACUGUCAUUUAUUACACAUCAACCAAUGGAUGCUAUCUGCGCAGUUGAGAUCUCCAGUAAAGAAUAUCUGCUGUGUUUUAACAGCAUUGGAAUAUACACUGACUGCCAGGGCCGAAGAUCUAGACAACAGGAAUUGAUGUGGCCAGCAAAUCCUUCCUCUUGUUGUUACAAUGCACCUUAUCUCUCAGUAUACAGUGAAAAUGCAGUUGAUAUAUUUGAUGUGAACUCCAUGGAAUGGAUUCAGACUCUUCCUCUCAAAAAGGCUCGACCUUUAAACAUUGACGGCUCAUUAAACCUUUUAGGGUUGGAGACCAUUAGAUUAAUAUAUUUCAAAAAUAAGAUGGCAGAAGGGGAUGAACUGGUAGUUCCUGAAACAUCAGAUAAUAGUCGGAAACAAAUGGUUAGAAAUAUCAACAACAAGCGACGUUAUUCCUUCAGAGUCCCAGAGGAGGAAAGGAUGCAACAGAGGAGGGAGAUGCUACGAGAUCCAGAAAUGAGAAAUAAAUUAAUCUCUAACCCAACUAAUUUUAACCACAUAGCACACAUGGGUCCUGGAGAUGGAAUACAGAUCCUGAAAGACCUGCCCAUGCCAGGUUUCCCUUAUCCAUCCCCUCAUCAUCACUCCGGUCUGAUCUCCUCUCCGAUCAACUUUGAGCACAUCUAUCACAUGACUGUUAAUUCUGCUGAAAAAUUUCUCUCUCCUGAUUCCAUAAACCCUGAAUAUUCCCCGUCUCUACGCUCUGUCCCUGGUACACCAAGCUUUAUGACUCUGAGGAACCCUCGUCCUCAGGAAAGCCGGACAGUAUUCAGUGGCUCGGUCAGUAUUCCAUCCAUCACCAAGUCCCGCCCGGAGCCAGGCCGCUCCAUGAGUGCCAGCAGUGGCCUGUCAGCAAGGUCAUCCGCUCAGAAUGGCAGUGCACUGAAGCGGGAGCUCUCUGGAGGAAGCUACAGUGCAAAGCGGCAGCCGAUGCCUUCCCCGUCAGAGGGCUCCUUGUCAUCCGGAGGCAUGGACCAGGGAAGUGAUGCCCCUGCCAGGGACUAUGACGGAGAGGACUCCGACUCUCCAAGGCAUUCCACAGCAUCCAACAGCUCCAACCUGAGCAGCCCCCCAAGCCCAGUUUCACCCCGAAAGACCAAGAGCCUCUCUCUGGAGAGCACCGAGCGCGGGAGCUGGGACCCGUGAACCCAGGGUGCUAGUGCCCGAGCCCCUCCGCUGCCCUCCCCCACCUCCAUCUCCUUCUCCACCCCGGCCAGCCGGGACCCAGCAGCAGUGGCGGGCCAGGGAGUGCCAUUGCCUGGCAGCUCCACGCCCCUGGCCAGCAGCAGCCACGAGGCCACUUCCCCUGCGGCUGAGGUCGGCGGCAGUUCAUUCCUGCGUAGAGUUGCUUUCAGUAACAUUUACUCCCCCAGCCCCAAAGGUAGCUUCGGUAGGCAGACUACACAAGUGUAACUACGAGUGAGACUAGACAGGUCUGUUUCACAGUAGCACCUCGCUGUACCCUCAGCGUGAGCAGAGGGACCCAACUGCAGAGGCCGCUGUGCGCUGCUGCUGAUUCUUGCUGGAAAUCCCCACGAAUCCUCACAAAUUAAAAUGAUGCAUAUUUUACUACAGUACAGAGUUUAAAUACAUAAAUGUAGAAGUUAAAUACUGAAUGUAUAUAGUCAAAAGAAGCACCUUGUAAUCAAUGAGAUGGAUGCAUAUAUGAGAGAGAGCAUUUAAUUUAAGAGAUGUGUUGUUUCUUGUCUUUUUCCCAGCUAAGCCACGUACAGGGUAGAAAGGCUUCAUGCUGACAUUGGUAGAGGGAGGGGGGAACCGAGGUCCCUGCGGUGCCUGUCCUCACACUGCUGGCAGGCCGUGGUCAUCUGGGGCCCUUAGGGGACAUCCAAGACACUGGCUUCAUUGAUGACAACCUGGACCACCAGGGUUGAAACAUUUGAAACCACUUGAGCAGCAGCUUCAAAGGCACGCUCACCUCUACCCAUUUUUUUCUAGUGAUAGAAUUCAAACUACACUUUUAUUAUAUUUCAUAUCUUCUACAGGUGAUGCAAUGCUGUCACCGUCUGAUCCCUUCCAUCUGAAGGGAGUGUUGUGGCUUCUGAAAGUUCAUAAAAAGGUUCAUAAAAGUGCUUUUUCACCUAGGUUACAGUGAAGUGUCUGUCCCAGGGCUGGAGAUGGCUUCUGAAGGAGAGCCUGUUUCCUUAGGAUGGGUGCGGAAUUCCUCAGAAGGGCCUGAGGGGAAAGGCUUUUAGUACCAAAUAAUAAGAAACCUCAAAAGCAAGGACUUGAACAGCCUUAACCAAGUACUCUUUCCCACAGCAGUGGGAAGUGGAUGGGAUGAUCCCCAGGCACAGGCGGGAAGUGACCCCGCAUGGCUGAUUUGACGGCUUUUCCCCUGGUUGCAGUAUUGCCUUGUUAGAUGUGUUUCCAUUUGGAUUCCGCCUGUUCUCCUUGCCAUCAGGACAUGAGGUGCAGAACCAAAAGAAUUUGCUGCUACAGUCAUUUCACCAUUGAAGCACAUGAGCAGAGAAAGAUAAAAAUAGCUCAUGGAAGAGAAUCUGCCUCUCUUUUCACCCAAGUUUCUGACGGAAGUAGGAGCAGACUUUUCUCCUCUAAAAAAUGUGGCUUAAAUGAAGAAAAUCCUCUGCAGCUGCUAACUGGAGUGCAGUGUCAGCCCCGCUGUCUCAUCGCUGGUCUCGCACCUCUCACCCUUUGCCUGGCAGCACCUGCAGGGCUUGGCCAUCCUCAAGUGUAUGCUACUCGGUUCAGCGAAGGAGGAAGGGGUCCUUUGGGGUUACAUGGCCAGCACUCCUAGCCGUGAGCCUUAGCCACUUUGACACAAACAUUCUGGACUCUGCUGGCUCAGGUUUUAACAUAUUUUAUUCUGGGUGGUCACAGUUCACAGUGUAGCUCUAAUCUCCCAGAUCUUUCUGCUUUUGGAAAGGAAGUGUCAUGAAAAAUACUUUUAUACACCCAAAUAUCGGGGGGGAUCCGACUUUGAGUUUGGUUUUUGCCAUAUGACGCCGGUAGCUGCUUAAACUUGGCAGAGAGUGAAGGGGUCAGCCAGGCGGGUGCCACACGCACGCUGCCACCAGCUUCACGCUGCCCUGCCCUCUCCUUUCACCUCUGCCUCUGUCCCUUCUCUUCCCAGGCCAAGAACGACAGGGCUCUCUACACUAAACCAUCAGUCUGCAGUUUUAACAACUAAUUGUGAGGUUUUUUUGCCUAUAGGUGCUUAUUUUUCAGAGGAUACUUUUAGAAUUAAAGUACAAACCUACCUAAAGUGUAGGCGCCAACACAGUGAAUCCUGCACCUCCCAGGGCAGAUAAAGGAACAGCCCAUGGCUGGCACACAGGACUCUGAUUUCCCACUGCAAGCCUGAGCAGACUGAAUGCAGGAUUUGAAGGGAGAAACCUUCAAGGGAGUAGUUCUUGGAGAUAAUUUUCUCAAGGUGAUGAAUAUCCUGCUGGGCUUAUUCCACACUUAAAUCUGAGGCCAUUUAACUUCAGAAGUUUCUUAAAAGAUGGAAAAGAGAUUCCAAGAACAGGAAAAUGUAAGGACCAUUCAGAGAGGUCAGUAACAAAGAUCACAGGGUAUCCUGUUGCUGCCUGAAGAAUUUUUUUUUAAUGCAGGACAUUUAAAAAAACCUGUAUGGCAACAGGAAUUAAUUUCUCAAAGAAAAUGCAUUCAGAUGCAUUUCUGGCAUAGAGUCUUAUGUGUUGAUAUUUGGUGCUAUCUAUAUCCAACCAAUUUGUUACCUACUCUUAAAUUCAGGCUAAUCUUCUCAUGUGCUUUUUGGGUGUAUAAAAUUAGACACACACACACAUAUAUUUCUUUUUGCCAAAACAAAAGCUUCCUCCUCAUCAAAUGAUUGCUAAAUCAGAUUUCACUUCUUUAGUUUUAUAUACAUACGGCAGCCCUGGACACUUAGCAGCUUGCGUUCUUUCCUGGGAAUGCAGCUUUCUGGUAGUGACAUACAACUGAAGAGGGCCCAUCUGUUUGGUUCCCCAGCCAGUCCUUGUACCCAAGUUUCAGGGGAGAAUCUGAAAUUCCUAUCAUGUUUACAGCAGCAAUCUGUCAUUUCCCAGCUGGCUCAGCCUCUGCUCUCCUUCCAUAAUAGAACUGUUAUUUUGUUAUUUAGUGGGCACAUCUGUUUCUGAGAAGGACCAGUUGGUUUGUGUGGAAUCUCAGGUUAUCACUAAGCCGCAGCCCAGAGCCAUUGGGCACAGCAGGGAGGCAGAUGGGCAUGUAGAGAAGGGGCUGCACCACGUCUUGUUGUGCCUGCUUGUGAACCUCUUUCCUUGUUAGGACUUUACUCGUUCCUCAAGACCAGAACUCUGCGGAGGCUGUCAGGUAAGGAGGGCCCAACUUCCGCAGUGCUGGGUACGUCUCCCUUCCCAGAGGCCAUGAUCGCACCACAUGGGCACUGCAGUUAUGGGGGACACUGACCACCACCAAUCAACCUUGAUGUCUCAUGAAAACAAAAUGACCUGCCUUUUUAUUUGAUAGUAUAUCAUUUAUUUUAUAAAUUUUUUAGGGUUUUUUUCUCAUUGUAAUAUUAUUGUACAGUUUUGCAUGGCCUGGGUGUAAUCAUUUUUGUUUAGAAUAUAAUGCUGACCAGUAUGUGUGUAUGGAAGGGGAAAAGAUAUGCUUUGGCCUCUUAUCACUUAUUUUAUUUGGUUUUAUGCCCUCCAUGUCUUAGGGAACUUUGUUAAGAGAUUCUCUGCUACCAAACAAUGAUGUGGAUUCUUUUGCACAGAAAUAUUUAAGGUGGGAUAGUCAAAAAUGUUAACAAGACUCCUCACCAAUUAUUUUAUGUUGCUAUCACUUAAUAUUAACCAGACUUUGAUGUACUGCAAUAAAACAGGGAGCUGUUGGAACUGA
Heterocephalus glaber (naked mole-rat) is the source of this 9322-nucleotide messenger RNA. NCBI's taxonomy places the organism in Eukaryota, Metazoa, Chordata, Mammalia, Rodentia, Bathyergidae. The record is from RefSeq and is a predicted model, not a curated record.